Messenger RNA from Acipenser ruthenus (sterlet), 689 nucleotides. Its product is annotated as cold shock domain-containing protein C2-like. The transcript is spliced from 4 exons. Gene Ontology annotation, biological process: regulation of mRNA stability. The coding region runs from base 174 to 635 and encodes 153 amino acids. Gene Ontology annotation, molecular function: mRNA 3'-UTR binding. The record is from RefSeq and is a predicted model, not a curated record. Lineage: Eukaryota; Metazoa; Chordata; Actinopteri; Acipenseriformes; Acipenseridae. Gene Ontology annotation, cellular component: cytoplasm.
AUUUACACUGAAAACGAUCGUUGCGUUGAAGAGCAGUCACACGCACGCACACGCACACGCACACGUUGAGAAAGACGUUGUGUGAAAAACGCUUUAGCUACAAAGGCGAAAGAAGAAAGGCUAAUUAUCUACAAGACUUGCACGGCUCCAGCUCUGCUAAGGGACACACUGUCAUGGGGGACCCAGAGCUCAGCUCUCCCACCCAGCCCCUGUCCUCCCCCCGCUCCCCCCUCUCCCUCCCCUUCGGGUUCCUGCGGGAGGGCAGCAGGGUGUGGGAGAGGGGCCAGCCUCAUUUCAGAGGGGAGCUGCCCAGCCCCCUGGCCACCAAGCGCACUCGGACCUACUCUGCUUCUGCUCGUGCUGCGGCUGGUUCUCUCUGCAGGGGUCACUGUAAACACUUCUCCCGCUCGCAGGGUCACGGGUUCAUCACCCCGGCCAGCGGAGGAGAGGACAUCUUCGUGCACAUCUCAGAUAUCGAGGGGGAGUACGUUCCCAUUGAGGGGGAUGAGGUCACCUACAAGGUCUGCUCCGUCCCGCCCAAGAACCAGAAGAUCCAGGCGGUGGAGGUGGUGAUCACACACCUGACCCCAGGAACGAAGCAUGAAACCUGGACAGGACGCGUCAUCAGUGCCUAGACUUCACUGAGAGCGGAGAGGAGAGGAGAGGGGAGGAGAGGGGGAGAGGAGAGA